AGUCGCAGCCUUUUAAAUACAGGGGGGCGUCCUCCCGACCGACCGAGCGGUCUGACUCUCCGCGCGACCUAUGCGCCUUUAACCGCUGUGACUGCUGCUCGCCGUUUACACAAACACACGCGAUUCAGAAACGCCCGUUCGGAGCACACGGAGAGCACCAUGAAGAAGUUUCGGAAGGUGUUGGACGGUUUGACCACCUCCUCUCCUGCGAGUACUGGCGGAUCGCCCUCGUGCGGCAGCGCCGCUGGGACCCCCACUGCAGCACCGACCCCGCGUGAGAUAGACAUCCCGGAGACGCUCAUGUCAGAAAACUUCCAGAUUUGUAAGACGGUGCGUCAUGGCUUCCCUUAUCAGCCCACUGCUGUGGCCUUUGAUCCUGUGCAGAAGAUUCUGGCCAUCGGCUCUCGCUCUGGAGGAGUACGCAUUCUGGGCCAGCCGGGAGUGGACAGCUUCUGCCAACACGAGAGUGGAGCCGCCGUGCUGCAGCUGCAGUUCCUCAUCAACGAGGGGGCGCUGGUCACGGCCUGCUCAGAUGACACCCUUCACCUGUGGAACCUCCGACAACGACGACCUGCUAUCCUGCACUCCCUCAAGUUCAACAGGGAGAGGAUCACUUUCUGCCACCUGCCCUUCCAGAGCAAGUGGCUGUAUGUGGGGACGGAGCGCGGGAACACCCACAUCGUCAACAUCGAGUCCUUCGUCCUGUCUGGCUACGUCAUCAUGUGGAACAAGGCCAUAGAGCUAGCAACCAAAACACAUCCAGGCCCUGUGGUGCACCUGAGUGACAGCCCAAAAGAUGAAGGGAGGCUGCUGAUUGGCUUUGAGAGUGGCACCAUUGUCAUGUGGGAUCUGAAGGCCAAGAAAGCAGAUUUCAGGAUCUAUUAUGAUGAGGCUAUCCACUCAGUGAGCUGGCAUCAUGAGGGGAGGCAGUUCAUGUGCAGUCACUCAGACGGCAGCCUGAGCAUGUGGAACCUGCGCAACACAGCCAAGCCCUUCCAGGUUACCUUCCCCCACGGUAAGACACAGAGGGAUGUGAGGAAAGAGUCCUGUAAGCCCAUCCUGAAGGUGGAGUACAAGACCUUGACGCUGCAGAUGCUGUAUAAGCUGAAGAGCUCCAAGGUGUUUGAGAAGCCGCUGACGCUGCAGAUGCUGUAUAAGCUGAAGAGCUCCAAGGUGUUUGAGAAGCCGCUGACGCUGCAGAUGCUGUAUAAGCUGAAGAGCUCCAAGGUGUUUGAGAAGCCGCUGACGCUGCAGAUGCUGUAUAAGCUGAAGAGCUCCAAGGUGUUUGAGAAGCCGCGUGUGUGUGGCGCGGAGGGCUCGCGGGCGGCCGAUCUGGCGGAGGAGGACCCGUACGCCGUGCAGAUGGUCAACUGGUGCCCACAGAGCCGCCUGCUGUGUGUGGUGGGCAUCUCCGCCAACCUCAUCCUCUUCCGCCUCAGCCGGCACGAGGCCAACGCCAACAUCACCGCUCUGGAGGUGCGUCUGCACUGUGAUAUGGAUGAGGUGAUAUCGCCGUCGGAUACGGAGAACAAUCCCUGUCUCUCGGAGACCAGUGGCCACUCCCCCCAACCGCCAGGGAGUCCCCGCCCCCCCACACCCGACGGCAGCAGAGACACCAUGGCCUGCCUCAAGGUGAAGGAGCGGGUGGUGCGGAUGCCUGCUGGCUAUCAGGCUGAGCUGGUGGUGCAGCUGCAGUGGGUGGAUGGGGAGCCUCCUCAGCCAAUCACAAGCGUCGACAUCAACUCCGCCUACGGCCUGCUGGCUGUGGGCAACUGUAAUGGUCUGGCGGUGGUGGACUACCUGCAGAAGACGGUGCUGUUGUGCAUGAGCACGCUGGACCUCUACGGACCUGCUGACCCCUUCCAGCGCCUGACCCGCUCCCCACGCAAGAACCGCCAGUCCACCUCCGAGCAUGGCUUGCGUGGCCUGUCUAACUUUUAUUCCGACUCAAAGAAACGGAUCCGCACGUCCUACCAGAGCCUUACGGAACUCUCCGAUAACCAAGUGUCUCUGGACAUGGAGCGCAGCAAGUCCCCAACCUCAGAUCAUGUGAAUGGCCACUGUCCGAGCCCCGCGUCCUCCCAGCAGGCCGUUGUGGGGGGGCGGGGCCGAGUGACGGGCGGGCCGGCGGGGGAAGGGAUCCGAUUGGCCCGCAGGGGCCCCGGCAGACCGCCCUUCCGAAAAGCCCAGUCCGCCGCAUGCAUGGAGAUCUCCCUGCCUGUCGCCACGCACACCGAAGAGAGCAGGGAGAACUCGUUCAGUCGCUCGCGCAGCUCCAGCGUGUCCAGUAUUGACCGGGACACUAAGGAGGCGGUGAGCGCGCUGCAGUUCGGCGAGUCGUACGGCCGUAAGGGGGACGCGCUGCCCACGCCAUGCCUCUGGGUGGGCACCAGUCUGGGCCUCGUGCUCCUCAUGCCCAUCUCCAUACCCACCGACGACCAGGAGCGCCUGGAGGACCCUGUCACUGUGGCACCCACCGGCACGGUGUUGAUGCUGAAAGGCUCGGUGCUGCGCUUUGCCUUCCUGGACUGCGGGGGCGCUGUGAUGCAGACGCCGUACGAGGUGUGGCGCGACCCCAACGCCAGCGAUGACCCCGAGCGUCCGCGGCGGCGGCGGCUGGUCAACUUCUCCCCGGGCUCGUCGCAGGAGGCCAGCGCGGAGGGCCAGCUGGCCGUGGUGUGCUCGGAGCGGCAGGCUAAAGUGUUCCUCAUGCCCUCGCAGGCCUGUCUCUACGUGCACAACAUCACCGAGGCCUCCUUCGUCAUCCGCGCAGACGUCGUCUCCCUCAACACCAGCAUCUGCCUCGCAUGCUUCCUCGCCAACGGACACGUCAUGACCCUCAGUCUGCCCAGCCUGCGGCCGCUGCUGGACGUGAACUACCUGCCUCUGACGGACAUGCGCAUCGCGCGGACGUUCUGCUUCACCCACGGAGGGCAGGCCCUCUACCUGAACUCCCCCACCGAGAUCCAGCGCAUCACCUACAGCCAGGACAUGUGCCACAACCUGCAGGAGAUGCUGGGGGAGCUCUUUAUCCCCAUAGAGACGCCUGAGGCCCAGAACAGAGGCUUCCUCAAGGGCUUCUUUGGAGGCAACGCACAGACCUUCGACAGAGAGGAGCUCUUUGGCGAGGCGGCAGCGGGCAAGGCGUCGGGCAGCCUGGCGAAGCACAUCCCGGGGCAGGCGGGCAUGGAGGGCAUGAAGGUGGCGGCCGGCGGGGUGGUGGGGGAGCUGGCGCGCGCCCGCGUGGCGCUGGACGAGAGGGGGCAGCGGCUGGGCGAGCUGGAGGACCGCACCGCCCUCAUGAUGACCAGCGCAGAGUGCUUCUCCAAGAACGCCCACGCGCUGAUGCUGAGGUGUAAGGACAAGAAGUGGUACCAGUGGUAGACAGGCACAGCGGUGGGGCGCAUUCUCCCCCUCCACCAGGAGGGGGUGCUGUGGCUGUUGCUGUUUCUGGACCUUUAAGUCUUCUAUGGAGAGAGGGAUGAAGAGAGGAGGAGGUGAACGGAUGGAAGAGAAGAGAGAGGGAAAAAGGGGAUGGAUGGACACAGAC
Molecule: messenger RNA, 3550 nt
Organism: Sardina pilchardus (European sardine)
Lineage: Eukaryota; Metazoa; Chordata; Actinopteri; Clupeiformes; Clupeidae
Gene: stxbp5l
Product: syntaxin binding protein 5L
Exons: 26
Coding region: 160-3384 (1074 amino acids)
Biological process (GO): regulation of exocytosis; regulation of protein secretion
Cellular component (GO): plasma membrane; SNARE complex; cytoplasm
Molecular function (GO): myosin II binding; GTPase activator activity; syntaxin binding
Source: RefSeq, a predicted model, not a curated record